Messenger RNA from Aspergillus nomiae NRRL 13137, 1377 nucleotides. Its product is annotated as protein kinase domain protein. Bases 1 to 1377 code for a protein of 458 amino acids. The transcript has 4 exons. The record is from RefSeq and is a predicted model, not a curated record. Gene Ontology annotation, biological process: spliceosomal complex assembly; regulation of mRNA processing; protein phosphorylation. NCBI's taxonomy places the organism in Eukaryota, Fungi, Ascomycota, Eurotiomycetes, Eurotiales, Aspergillaceae. Gene Ontology annotation, molecular function: ATP binding; protein kinase activity.
AUGAAUACUAUACGACCGUCCGUUCCCCGUUUGUCUGCCUUGCUUCGCAAGAAACCGUUUCCCAUGCCUUCUCCCGGGCCACCUUUACCGCCUGGCAUACUUGUUGAUGAAGAGAUCUCGCCAGUAUACAAUUCCAAGUACUUCUACCCAGCGAAGCCCGGAGAGGUACUCGCCAGUCGUUACCAAACCCUGGUCAAGGUCGGUUGGGGAGUGUCUUCGACAGUAUGGCUCGCGCGCGAUCUGCAAGGACAUGUCCAAGAGCCAGAAAACGUGGUGGCAUUGAAAAUCGCCAAUAGCAAUACGAAUUCCGCUUGUCACGAGCGCGAGAUUGAAGAGCACAUUUCCACAGCGGACCCAUCACACCGCGGUCGCUCACUUAUCCGAAGAUCAGUCGACAUCUUUGAAGUGAAAGGCCCAGAAUGUUCUCAUUUGUGUCUUGUGUAUCCGCCUAUGAGAGAGCCAUUGUCGACGUAUCAACGGCGCUUUGACAAUGGAAAUAUGCCACUGCCCCUCAUUAAAGCAUACAUUCGUGCUCUUCUUACAGGGCUUGAUUAUCUUCACAAAGAAUGCAGGAUAGUUCAUACGGAUCUGAAGCUUGAAAACAUCAUGGUCCCAUUCGAGGAUCCAACUGUGCUUGCUGAUUUCAUGGAUUCUCAGCUUGAAAGACCGAUAGCUUUCAAGAUUGAUUCGACGGGACGACCAGUGUAUGAGUCCCGGAAUGACUUCGGGCCACUUAAAAGCCUGAGAAGUAUACCACAGCUUGUUGACUUCGGCUUGGCAACCAGACUCGAGGAAGAUGAUGACUGGGGCGUCUGGCCUAUUCAGCCAGAUCACUAUCGGGCACCAGAGGUGAUACUGGGUAAUGGAUGGCGAAUGCCUGCGGAUAUUUGGAAUCUUGGUGUCCUGCUAUGGGAUAUGAUCGAAGGCAAAGAGUUAUUUCGGCAUAUACAUGACAAACAAGGUCGCUACGAUGCUAAACUACACAUCGCCGAAAUCAUAGCCUUACUCGGUCCACCCCCUCCAGAGAUCAUACAAAGAUAUCAAUCCAUGCGAGAAUACUCUUGGCCGCAGCCUGUCAGACGAGAAGACGACAAAGUAUGCGGGACCGCGGAGGAAUACUUUUGUGGGCCAUUCUUUGACAAUAAUGGUAUUACUGGGUUUCCUAUCUCGAACGAAAUAUUCUCAGACUCACGAAACAUCUUAGGUCGCUUUCUCUACGAAGACCUGAUCCCCGACCGGGAACUAGGCGGCACAGUUUCAUCCUUGAGGGAGAGGAGAGGGAAGCGUUUCUGGAUCUCGCCAAGGGAAUGCUUGUCUGGCAUCCAGAUAUGCGAAAAAAGGCAGGCGAACUGGCGGAGCAUCCUUUUCUUCAACUAA